Molecule: messenger RNA, 1548 nt
Organism: Momordica charantia (bitter melon)
Lineage: Eukaryota; Viridiplantae; Streptophyta; Magnoliopsida; Cucurbitales; Cucurbitaceae
Gene: IMPL1
Product: myo-inositol monophosphatase like 1
Biological process (GO): inositol metabolic process; phosphatidylinositol phosphate biosynthetic process; signal transduction
Molecular function (GO): inositol monophosphate 1-phosphatase activity
Source: RefSeq, a predicted model, not a curated record
GAGCAGAUGAUUGUGAUUCUACCCAAUUUACUUACCAUUUCCAGAAAACCAAAAUCUGUGAACCUCAGCGAAGCAGCAACCUGUUCCAGAAGCUUGGAAGUGGAAGUGGAAGUGGAUUCUUUGCUUUCCAUUACAACACUUUGAGUUUCAGAUAAUGGCGAUCUCCAUUGCCUUCUCCGCGAACACCCAUUUCCCAUUUUCUCCAAUUUCCAGAUCAAUUUCCUCUCUCAGUCCAAGCCUCGCUCUUCUUUUUAACGCCCCAAGAAAUGCCAAUCAUGGGUUUCUGCCAAUUCGACUCUUGGACACCAAAUUGGACAAAAUCAGGGCUGCCUUCUCUCAAAUAUCUUACGACAAGCAGUACCCAAAAGUGGGCGCCAAGUCUCUCGGACCCAUUCCACCUUCCCAGCUAAUUCAAGUCGUUGAAAAUGCCGCCAAGACUGGAGCAGAGGUGGUGAUGGAUGCUGUUAAUAAGCCUCGGAAUGUUGAAUAUAAGGGAUUGACCGACUUAGUAACCGACACAGAUAAAAUGAGCGAGGCUGCUAUCCUGCAAGUUGUAAGAAAGAAUUUCAAAGAUCACCUCAUCCUUGGAGAAGAGGGAGGAAUUAUAGGAGAUUCAUCAUCUGAUUAUCUUUGGUGCAUUGAUCCCUUAGAUGGGACAACAAAUUUUGCACACUGCUAUCCGUCCUUCGCAGUAUCUGUUGGAGUUCUAUUUCGGGGAAAUCCUGCUGCUGCAGCCGUGGUGGAGUUUGUUGGAGGUCCUAUGUGCUGGAACACUCGCAUAUUUACUGCAACUGCGGGUGGGGGAGCAUUCUGUAACGGCCAAAAGAUUAGUGUGAGUCAAACUAGCCAGGUGGAACGAUCUCUUCUGGUUACAGGAUUUGGAUAUGAACAUGAUGAUCCAUGGGCUACAAAUAUGGAUUUAUUUAAAGAAUUCACAGAUGUCAGCAGGGGAGUGAGAAGGCUCGGUGCAGCUGCAGUUGACAUGUGCCACGUAUCUCUAGGAAUUGUAGAAGCUUACUGGGAGUAUCGUCUAAAGCCAUGGGAUAUGGCUGCAGGUGUUUUGAUAGUCGAGGAAGCCGGUGGAGCGGUGACUCGCAUGGAUGGUGGCAAGUUCUGCGUCUUUGAUAGAUCUGUUUUGGUUUCUAACGGCGUUGUACACGACAAGCUUCUGGAGAAAAUCGGUUCUGCCACAGAAAAACUGAAGAGCAAAGGACUUGAUUUCUCAUUGUGGUAUAAGCCAGAAAACUACCAGACAGACCUUUGAACUGCGCCACUUGAUAUCCACUUUUCCAGUCUCCGAGAACAACGUUGCAGAACGAAAUUGCUGUAAGUUUACAUCAGGUAGAGCCAUAAUUUUUCGCUGUUUCCCUUUCCAAAUAAUAAUAAUAGUUUCAACUUGAGGAUGUUUCAUAUUCUGCUUACAUUGUUUUCCAAACUCAGGCUAUGAAUGUUUAGUUGAGAUACAUACACCACAUCACAUCAAGUUCGGUUAAUGUGAUGUUUUAUUUUUGUUCACCUUUGGUUCAAUGACAAUACCUUUGAGGAUCA